AACCACUCUUGACAACCUUGUUUCAGACCUAAAUUUUCAAGCCAAGAAUUCACACAACCAUGUCAAAGAACCUUCACAUUUUCCUCACAUAUGCACUCCUCCUCUCAUCAUCACUACUACAAGGGAUUGUUGCAGUUCAAUAUACAGUCACCAACACAGCCUCCAACACUCCCGGCGGCAUGCGUUUCGACACCGAAAUCGGUGUCCCCUUCACUCUCCAGACAAUGGGAACCAUAAACAAUUUCAUAUGGAAACUAUUCCAACAACCUUCCGAUUCACAAAGAAAAAACGUCCCCAUUUUAAACGUAUACAUCUCCGAUUUCAAUGACGCUUUCGGCUACACAAACGGCGACAACAUCAACAUCAGCGCCAUAGGCCUGGCGAGCUUCCCCCCUGGCCGGGCUAAAUUCGAGUUCACUUCCUUAAUGUACCAUGAAAUGACUCAUAUUUUCCAGUGGUCGGGCAAGGGGACGGCGCCCGGAGGCCUAACGGAGGGGAUUGCCGACUAUGUUAUGAUCAAGUCGACUUACUAUGAUCCUGAGGGUUAUACUAAGCCAGGCGAAGGUGGGAGGUGGGACGAGGGGUACGGCGUGACGGCCCGGUUUUUGGAGUAUUGUGAUAGUUUGAGAAGUGGUUUUACUCCGGAGUUGAAUAACAAGAUGAGGGAAGUGUAUAAAGAUGAGUAUUUUCAGGAGUUGUUGGGGAAACCUUUGCCUCAAGUGUGGAGUGAGUAUAAGGCAAAGUACGGGAAUAUUCCGGCUGGCAGCGCCGGCGCAGGUGGUGUGUUAUUUGAUCAUUUGAAGUAUUGAAAUCUUGUUGAGUCCAUAGUAGUACUAGAUUAAUUAGCUAGCUAACAAUUAUAUAGG
Messenger RNA from Sesamum indicum (sesame), 866 nucleotides. RefSeq lists its product as uncharacterized. The record is from RefSeq and is a predicted model, not a curated record. NCBI's taxonomy places the organism in Eukaryota, Viridiplantae, Streptophyta, Magnoliopsida, Lamiales, Pedaliaceae.